Ziziphus jujuba (common jujube) is the source of this 4113-nucleotide messenger RNA. RefSeq lists its product as uncharacterized. The record is from RefSeq and is a predicted model, not a curated record. The coding region runs from base 396 to 3701 and encodes 1101 amino acids. Gene Ontology annotation, molecular function: hydrolase activity, acting on ester bonds. Lineage: Eukaryota; Viridiplantae; Streptophyta; Magnoliopsida; Rosales; Rhamnaceae. The transcript is spliced from 19 exons.
UCGACAAAUUACCAUGAUCAAAAGGAUCUGGUCCGCUAAAAUCCUGCCGGAGUAUCAAAAACCUUUUACUCUCUCGCUGUACCGGAACUUUCCCUGGCUUUCUUUGCAUUUUUAACCCGAUUUGACCCGUAACAAAACCCGUUAGUCCGGUGUGUGUAGUGUUUUUUUUCCAUUCAUUUUUGACAAGUCCGGAACUUUGCCGGGUUAGUCUCAGAAUCCGAAUCUUCGUCUUUUGAUUGGGUGUGUGCGAAUUUAGCAAACUGUCUUUUCUCAUCUGCUUUAUCGGCUAAUUCUUUCUCAGUCGUUGUCGUCGACUCCGAUCCGGAUGGGAUUUUUAGUGGAGGAAAAAGUAAGCAGCUUGAAGUAGGAGUGGAGUAGGGAGAAUUUGUGGAACAAUGCAAGGUCUCAGUUUCAGAGCCAAAUUUAGAAUAGCAACUGUUGUCUUAUUGGCAUUAUGGAUUGGUCUUGCUGCAUUUUAUGGGUUGCUAAAACCCAUAUCCAGUGGUUGUAUCAUGACCUACAUGUAUCCCACAUAUAUACCCAUCUCCUCACCAGAAGGUUUAUCAUCUGCAAAGUAUGGGUUAUAUUUGUACCAUGAAGGGUGGAAAAAGAUUGAUUUUAAGGAGCAUCUUAAGAAGCUUAGUGGUGUCCCGGUUCUUUUUAUUCCGGGCAAUGGCGGUAGCUACAAACAGGUGCGGUCGUUGGCUGCGGAAUCUGAUAGGGCAUAUCAAGGAGGUCCACUUGAGCGCACGUUUUAUCAGGAAGCUUUCCUGACACCUGAGGAAGGAGGCCUAAAUGCCGAUGUAGUGGGCUUUCAAUUUCCCAACCAAUAUACUAGCAGGCUUGAUUGGUUUGCUGUGGAUCUUGAAGGAGAACAUUCUGCUAUGGAUGGUUGCAUACUAGAAGAGCACACAGAAUAUGUUGUUUAUGCCAUUCACAGGUUAUUGGAUCAAUACAAAGAAUCUUAUGAUGCUAGAGAAAGAGAAGGCGCUGCAUCCUCUGGGCAUUUGCCAAAAAGUGUCAUAUUGGUUGGUCACUCUAUGGGUGGUUUUGUUGCUAGAGCUGCAAUUAUCCAUCCUCAUUUGAGGAAAUCCGCAGUUGAGACUGUUCUUACCCUUUCAAGCCCACACCAAUCACCUCCUCUGGCAUUGCAGCCUUCUUUGGGUCAUUACUUUGCACGUGUAAAUCAUGAAUGGAGAAUGGGAUAUCAGGUCCAGAGAACUCAUGCGGGACAUUAUGUAUCUGAUCCUGUUCUUUCACAUGUGGUUGUUAUAUCCAUUUCUGGUGGUUAUCAUGAUUAUCAGGUACGGUCAAAGUUGGAAUCCCUUGACGGUAUUGUACCUCCCACCCAUGGUUUUAUGAUCAGUAGUACAGGCAUGAAAAAUGUGUGGUUGUCAAUGGAACAUCAGGCAAUUUUAUGGUGUAACCAACUAGUUAUACAAGUAUCUCACACUCUCCUUAGUUUGAUAGACUCAAGAACAGGUCUUCCAUUUAUUGACACUCCAAGAAGAGUUGCAAUAUUCUCUAGAAUGCUUCGUAGUAGUAUACCACAGAGUUUGUCUCAACAGUCAAUCCAUGCCUCCAUGAAGGAUAUAAAAGAUUCAGAUGGAUCCUUAUUGCAUGCUGCUAGCGUUUGUCCCACCAAUGUUCAUUGGAGUGAAGAUGGUCUAGACAGAGACCUAUACAUUAAGACAACCACUGUUUCUGUUUUGGCGAUGGAUGGUAGAAGAAGAUGGUUGGACAUACAGAAACUGGGGUCAAAUGGAAAAAGUCACUUCGUUUUUGUGACAAACCUUGCUCCAUGUUAUGGGGUUAGACUUCAUCUGUGGCCUGAAAAAGGGAAGUCACCACCAGAGUUGCCCACUAGUAAAAGGGUUCUUGAGGUGACAUCAAGGAUGGUUCAUAUUCCAUCAGGACCGGCACCAAGACAGAUUGAACCAGGAAGUCAGACAGAGCAAGCUCCUCCAUCCGCUAUAUUUCAGUUGGGGCCUAAGGAUAUGCAUGGUUUCAGAUUCCUGACAAUUUCAGUUGCACCUCGUCCGAGCAUUUCAGGCAGACCUCCACCAGCAACUUCAAUGGCAGUUGGACAGUUUUUCAAUCCAGAUGAAGGGGAACUGGAUAUCUCUCCUUGGUUGAUGCUUCUGUCUACGUAUUCUAAUAAGGAAAUGUUUUUGAAGGAGGACCAUCCUCUUGCAUUGAAUUUAUCAUUUAAAAUUAGUUUAGGACUUCUACCAGUUACCUUGUCUUUGAAGCCUGCAGGCUGCGGAAUAAAAAGUUCUGUACUUUCAGAUGAAGAGGCUGGAGAUGUUGAAAAUAGUCGGCUUUGUAAGCUACGCUGUUUCCCUCCUGUAGCAUUUGCUUGGGAUAACACAUCAGGUCUUCAUAUAUUUCCAAAUUUACAGAGUGAGAUAAUUAUCGUCGAUUCCUCACCAGCCCUUUGGAGUUCUAAUCGAGAUUCUGAGAAGACCACUGUUCUGUUGUUGGCAGAUCCACACUGUUCUUAUAAAACUAAUGUUGCAGUUUCUUUCACUACAUUCACCAGUAGAUUUUUGCUUGUGUAUAAUUCACAGAUAGUUGGUUUCGCUGUUGUUGUUGUCUUUUUUGCACUGAUGCAGCAAGCACAUGCCUGGGAUCUUGAUCUGCCCAUACCUUCAUUGCUGACAGCUGUGGAAUCAAAUUUGAGAAUGCCAUUGCCAUUUUUCUAUCUGGCCAUUGCACCCAUUUUUCUUUCCUUGUUCCUUUCCUUUUUAACUUCUCAACCAUUUCCUUCAUUUGCUAGCUUCACCAUUAUCUCAAUGAUUUGUUAUUUACUUGCAAACGGGCUUGUAAUAAUUCUGAUAUUGAUAUCCCAACUGGUCUUCUAUGUGACUGCUGUUGUGCACAUUUUUAUCAAGACAAGGUGGCAUUGGUUGGAAGGAAAUAUAUGGUUUACUAACCUAUCAUCCGGCUUCUCUUCUUUUAAGGUGGUAAGGGUUUUAAGAGCCAAUCCUUCUCUUGUUACAGCACUAGCUGCAAUUACCAUGGGGUGCUUGAUUCAUCCAGCUUUGGGUCUAUUUGUACUGCUCUUCUCUCAUGCUUUCUGCUGUCAUAGUGCACUUUGUAGUUUUUUGACGGCUUCAUUUCGCAGCCAUGCACGACAAAAGGAGGUUUCUGAUUAUAAGAAUGACGGCAAUGGUGGGUCUGAGCAACCUACAUUCCUAUUUGAUUGUACAUUCGACCAGAAGAAAGAGAGCUGUUCCAAUAGUCCUAAUGCUUCAAAAAGUUACGCUGAAACACAACUAGAGAUAUUCCAUCAUCGGCAUGGCUUGUUGAUUUUGCAUCUGCUUGCAGCGCUCAUGUUUGUCCCUUCACUGGCAGCUUGGUUGCAGAGAUUAGGGGUGGGUCUGAAUUUCCCAUGGUUUCUGGAUUCAGUUCUUUGCAUUGGUGUGAUCCUUCAUGGUAUCUGUAAUUCGAAGCCCGAAUUCAAUUCCUUCUUGUUUUCUUUCCCCGGCAUACCAAUACAGGAAGUGAGGCUGAACUUUAUCUACCUGAUUGCUGGAUACUACUCCUAUCUGUCUGGUCUGGCCCAGGCACCAUACAGAGUGUUCUACGUCAUGGCUGCCAUAGGCAUCAUUUCCUUCUCUUUGAGGAUCUUACAGAGAAGGAGUAUGGAAAGGGGAGAAGCCUAUUUUGUUAGCCGAAAGCAUUCUCAUAGACACUGAAGUGAGAUUCUUAUAAAAACAGAAUGUAGGCAGACAGGCCUAUUUUGUUAGCCGAAAGCAUUCUCAUGUGAUUUGACUGAUAAAGUUGGGAUGUUCCACGGGAAGGACCUUCAUGUCCACGCAGUUUUGCUAUCAACUUUAUAGGAUUUGACAGAGACAGCAAAAAUACCACGUUUGGCUGUGACAUAUGUAAUAUGAAGAUGAACAAUUUGCUGUACAUUUACGGGAUAAGUCCCUUUUUUUUAUUUUUUUAUUUUAUAGAUUUUUAAUUUUCAUGUGGCAGAGCCGUUUUAUAAUAUUGACGGGAGUUUACAAAGCAUUUCUUGGUAGCCUUUUUGGCAACAAAAAUAGAUAGACCUUUGUUUGGAUUUCAUAUUAAGAAAGAAACAAAGGUCGUUUUUGAAGAUUUGAA